AUGCGGCUGCUGCACAUCAAGAGCGACGGGCAUCUCGAAUUCACCAAGGACAUCAUCCGUGUCGAAGAGAUACCUCCCUACGCGAUACUUUCGCACACCUGGAAAGAGCCAGAGGUUGUCUUUAAUGAUCUCAAGAGCUGUGGCAUCAUGGGGGUUGUUGAUCCCGAGAAAAGAGAUGGAUGGAACAAGAUCCAGUUCUGCGCACAACAAGCAAAGCGUGACAAUCUAGAUCACUUCUGGGUCGACACUUGCUGCAUCGACAAGGCAAACAACACGGAGCUUUCGGAAGCGAUCAAUUCCAUGUUUCGCUGGUAUCAGAAUGCGGACAGGUGCUACGUUUUCCUUACGGAUGUUGGGGACAAGUCUUCCGCGGGUGGUAGCAGGCCAUCCUCACAAUGGAAGACCGCGUUUCGGGCGAGCAGAUGGUUCACUCGAGGCUGGACUCUGCAGGAGCUCUUAGCUCCGCGCUCCGUCGAAUUCUUCUCGGCAGACGGAGCACGGUUGGGGGACAAAGAUUCGCUAAAGCAGACCAUACAUGAGGUUACCGGGAUUCCGAUCGAAGCUUUUUCAAGCAGCGACAUGUCGAAGUUCGACGUCAGCGAACGUUUCACUUGGGCAGAAAAUCGUCAGACGACGCGUGAAGAGGAUGGUGCCUAUUGUCUGUUAGGCAUAGUUGGCUGCUACCUACCACUAAUCUAUGGUGAAGGGAAAGAGAACGCCUUGAACCGAUUAAGGAAAGAGAUGCAGGGAGGAGAAAGACUUGCCCAGAUACGCAGCUGGCUUUCCGCACCCGAUCCAUCUAGCAACUAUCAAAAGGCGCACAACCAGCGACAGCCUGGGACUGGGCAAUGGCUACUACAAGAGCACGAAAAUUUCAAGAAUUGGAAAGAAGACGCAGCGUCGCGGCUAUGGCUCUAUGGGAUACCAGGAUGUGGAAAGACCAUCUUGAGCUCUACUGUUGUCGAGCAUCUGCAGCACCACUGCGGUGACGACAAACGUAAAGUGACAGUGUACUUCUACUUCGACUUCAAUGAUGCACAGAAGCAGAUACCAGAGCUAAUGCUUCGCUCAUUACUACGCCAGCUCUUGCAGCAUACCAUAACGAUACCCGAGUGCGUCGACGCAUUAUUCGCGUCCUGUGGAGACGGGCAGCAACAACCACCGCUGCAUAAACUUCUCACUGUGGCACCGCAGGUGAUGGGACAAUUCACGCAUGUCUACAUAGUUCUUGAUGCGCUAGACGAAUGUACACAACGCCCAGGUCUGAUGGACUUGCUUAUCGCAAUAGACGGGUUGCGGCUUGACGGCGUGCAUCUGCUCAUGACAAGCCGGAAAGAGCGGGAUAUCGAAACGUCAUUGGAAACAUUUGUGGUGGAAGACAACAUGAUUAGUCUUCAAAGAGACGUAGUGGAUGAAGACAUAUUACGAUUCGUUCAACAAAAGCUAGAUGACGAUAGGCGGCUGGAAAAGUGGAACAAGAACCCUGAAGUCAGGCAAGAGAUCGAGACAGCACUCAUGCGCGGGGCUCAAGGAAUGUUCCGAUGGGUUACAUGUCAGCUUGACAUGAUAGCAGAGUGUCGCAAUCUAGCGAUGUUACGGAAAUCGCUCGCGACCUUGCCGAAAACGCUAGACCAGACAUACGACCGCAUUCUCACAGCUAUCAGUGAAGAGGACCGCAUCUACACGAUUCGGAUCUUACAAUGGCUCACAUUUUCCGCCAGGCCACUUACUCUUAAAGAAGUUGCCGAAAUUGCUGCCAUCGAUAUUGGGCGCGAGCCAGCGUUCAAUCGCGAUGAAGUGUUAGUGGAACCUCUGGAAGCGUUGAAAAUCUGCUCCAGUCUCGUCACUGUCAAAAUGGAAAAGUCGGACUCUUAUUCGGAUUGGUAUCUUUAUAUGGAUCCGGAUUACUAUUCGGAGCCUGAAGUGCUAUCCGGGAUAGUCACCCUUGCGCACUACUCGGUUCAGGAGUACCUUGUCUCAGAAAGAAUCAAGCUAGGGCCAGCAAAGCAGUACAGCAUGACAGAGUCGGGAUGUCACAAAGCAAUGACGAUAGGCUGCUUGGGGUAUCUAAACCAGUUCCAGGAACCAUUGACUCCUGAAGUCUACUACGCUUCAGCGCUCGCAGAUUACUCCGCAAAAUUCUGGAACAAUCAUCUCCAGAAGACGGGAGAUGAGGAAGAAGAAAUGAGUCGGCUGGCGAUGGAUCUCUUGUUCACGAACGAUCCUGUAUUAGCCAACUCGAUCCGAAUUUUCGUACCGGAUCUGAAAGAAACUUACGAUGAACAAACAGGCGAGGAUGAAAUAGGAUCACCGCUUUACUACGCAUCAACGAUGGGCCUGAAAACGGUUACGAAACUGCUCCUGGACCAAAACGUCGAUGUCGACGCGGAAGGUGGAUUUCACGGUAGCGCGCUAUGGGCAGCCUUUAAGGAAGGCCACUUGGCAGUGGCUGAACUACUAGUCAAUGCGAAAGCCGACGUCAAUGCUAAGAGUAUAUACGGGGAAUCUGCACUACAUGAAGCUUUAGAGCUAUACGACAACGACAAGGCGAUAGUCAAGGUUCUGAUCGAUGCAGGCGCCGACGUCAACAAGCGAGAUGCAAAUGGCUAUGCGAUACAGCGCGCUGCACUCAUGGGCGACGAGGGACUGGUCGAGAUGCUCAUUGAUGCCAAUGCAGACAUCAACGCUCACGAUGAAGGUGACGACCAUGCACUAAUAAUAGCAAUACGCCUCGGCAACUACGCAAUAGCUCAACUGCUGAUUAAAGCGGGGGCCAACGCCAACAUGCGAGACAAGGACCACAGUGCACUACAGAUAGCUUCAUUCCGAGGUGAAGAGUCAGUGGUCAGGCUUUUAAUAGAAGCGGGCGCACACGUGAAUGCUCUUGGUAACGAAGGCUUCGGCAAUGCACUUCUAGCUGCUGCGAAAAGUGGUCAUACGGCAGUUGCUGAGUUGUUACUCGACAAGGGCGCCGAAAUUGAUGUCCAGGAUGCCAAGUGGGGUAGUGCGCUACAUGCCGCAGUCAGAUCAUCACAAGAAACGACAGCGGAAGUGUUACUUAGAAGGGGUGCUAGCCUUGCGUCGGACAUGCAGUCGAAAGGUGUUAUGAACCACGCCGUCGACAGUCCGAAUUGUACAUCUUCACUUGUCAGGAUGUUGCAACAGUACAACGUUCCAUUGGACACGAUCGACGUUGCAAACAUGACUCCAUUGCACUAUUGUGUGAAGUGGGAGCACGAAGCCGUCGCGCAGCAACUCAUUGAUUCGGGGGUACAUAUUGACACCGGAGUUCUUCGGCAGGGAUGGUCAAGCAGAGUCGGCAUAUCAAGAGACAGCCAAGUGAACACUAUUUCCGCUGUUUCGAAAUUCACCGCAAUCGUUCCAAGUCCCCUCCAUGACGCUGUCAGCUCAGGAAUGAUCGGGAUGAUCAAGUUUCUUAUGCAACAUGGCGCCGAUCCAUACUUGAUCAAUCCAAGCCAAGAGAGCCCACUCGAGCAUGCCAUUAAAAUGAGAGAUGACAAAGCAGUCGAAGUACUGCUCAGUAUGGGUGCGAACAUGUCGCCACCCAACGAAAUUCUCGUCAAUGCACUUCACCACGCCGCUCAAAUUAAGAAUCAGAAUAUCAUGGUUGCCAUUCUUGAGAGCGAGCAGGCUAAGGCAAUCACACUGGUAACGUUGAAGGACGAGAACGGAUACAAUGUGCUUCAUCAUCUAUUAUCUAUGAAAUCGACAACGCAGGCUACAGAUGUCAAGACGGUGCAUUGGCUACUAAGAAUGGGUGCGAAUGCAUCUGAGCUUGAUCAUUUUGGAAUUUCGCCUCUAGUGCAAUACAUCCAAACCUCCAUAUGGACACUCGACAUCGAGAUUUGCACAUCACUUCUUCGUAUGAAAGGGACUAGCUCCUUUAUCGGCUCGGAGGGACGGAAUCUAGGGCACAUGUGCGCUGAAAGACUCGAUUUUGGAGUUCCCAUACUGAAAGUUCUCAACGAGUACGGUGUUGACCUGGCGAGAAAGGACUGGGAUGAGAGAACCCUGCUACAUUGUGCGGCUAUGAAUGGCUCUCUAACCCAGGAAUCUUUAGAAUUUCUCGUUGAGGUCGUCGGUAUCAACGCAAGUGCAGAAGACAAAUAUGGUUGCACCGCUUUACAAUACGCUGUCAAAGCAGCUUCAAAGACCCCCGGAUCUAUCCGGCCGAUCCAGUGGCAUUUGGAGAGGACCAGGGACAUCUUGACGAAACAUCACGUCGAUCACAUUGAUCAUGCCAGCGUAAGCAUACCGAAAGUUACAGGGGCGGUCAAAGAUGGACGAACUGGAAGUACAAGUGAUGACGAGGUGGAUGACAGCACUGAACGAUGA
Messenger RNA from Alternaria novae-zelandiae, 4356 nucleotides. RefSeq lists its product as uncharacterized. Lineage: Eukaryota; Fungi; Ascomycota; Dothideomycetes; Pleosporales; Pleosporaceae. Gene Ontology annotation, molecular function: protein binding. The record is from RefSeq and is a predicted model, not a curated record. The transcript has 2 exons. Bases 1 to 4356 code for a protein of 1451 amino acids.